Messenger RNA from Brassica napus (rape), 1395 nucleotides. RefSeq lists its product as uncharacterized. The transcript is spliced from 2 exons. The coding region runs from base 339 to 671 and encodes 110 amino acids. The record is from RefSeq and is a predicted model, not a curated record. NCBI's taxonomy places the organism in Eukaryota, Viridiplantae, Streptophyta, Magnoliopsida, Brassicales, Brassicaceae.
UUGAUGUUCAAGAAAGUAAAAAUGAUAUUCCUUCAAAAAUUUCAAAGAUAUUCUUGGAUAAGUUAUAUAACUAAUGUCUGGAAAAAUAAUAAUAUAGAGUAGAUUUGUGUACUACAGGUGAAACUAUCUCUUUAGAAUUCACGCUUAAACCUCUUUAAAAAAAAAAAAAAAAAAAAAGAUAACAUCAAAGUAAAUAGGAGUGGGAGAUCUAUGAAACUUUUUCUAUAAAUAGAGCUGCAAGGGAUCAGAAGAUACAUCCACAUCCAAAACCAAUAACAACACACACAAAAAGUAUUUUCUCUCUAUACUCUCUACUCUCUACUCUUUAAUAUCCUAACAUGGCAAUGCUCAUCAAGAACAAAAACAUAACCUUCUCACUGGUCUUGAUAUGUCUAAUUGUGGUGUCUCCAGUGGCUAAGGCUCAACUUGAUGGGCUUCUUGGCAGGGAUCCUAAAAUCGUCAGUAUACAAGGGCGUAUGACGUGCUCUAUCGAUGGUAAUCCGAUUUCCCCUCCUCCAGCUGGCUCUCCCGUUAUGCUUCAGUGUGGUGGAAAAAAUGUUGCAACUACGAAUACGGACAUUGGUGGAGGAUUCUCGUUUCCUUCCAACACAGUGUCUACGAUCCCGCUUUCAGAAGUCGUCUACGACGGUUGUAGCCAGGGCCUUGCCUGACUUUUUUAGGUCCCCACACACAAAAUAUAUUUUUGGCUCUUCAAUUACUUACAUGAAAAAGCAUUAAAAUUUAUGGGGCAAAGAAUUGAACCCCCAACCCUUUGUAGGAAAGAAUUGGACAAAAACUAGUAGAACUAACCAUACUUUGUUAAAAAAAUUGGCCCUUAAAAUACUUAUACACAUCAAGACCCCAAGCAUGUGCUUAAUCAGCUUAUAGUCAGGCACGGCCCUGGUUGUAGUGCCAUGGCAUGACCCCUCUCUCUACAUGCAACCCCAGCCCUCCUACCAACAGAGUCGUCAUGGUACGUGUAGGUUCCAUCGUAAUCGUCGUUUCCAACGAAAAUAACAUGGAGGUAUUCAGAGAACUGGUCACCCCUCUCGUUGUCACCCUCUCCCGCUGAUUUCAUACUAAUUAAGUAUCCUUCUCUUGGUUUGGUUACUGUGUUUCCGUUCUGUUGUUUUAUGUUUUGUGUUUUGUGUCAUGACCAUUAACGUUUGCUUGCGUAUGCAGUGGCGGAUCUAGCCGAAAAGUUUACCGGGGGUAAACAGUUAAUAAUCAUUAACAAAAUUUGUAUUAAAUAUUUUAUAAAUAUAUUUUCUAUCAACUUAUAAGUGUAUUAUACAAGAUCCAUUGUAUGGAAAACUAAAACUGUUCUUAUAAUUGAAUUACAAAAUAAAAAAUAUCAGAAAUUGUAAAUAUAAAAAGUCACGUUUUUCAUGAUAU